Molecule: messenger RNA, 693 nt
Organism: Durusdinium trenchii
Lineage: Eukaryota; Dinophyceae; Suessiales; Symbiodiniaceae
Source: the annotation of a GenBank genome assembly
AUGGUUCGGCUGGUUCGACUUCUUCGGUACAUGCCUGAAGUCAUCAUCCUAGUGAAAGGUUCGGUCUUCUUCACACUGUGCAUGCUCGGGCUCCUGAUCUAUGUGUACGGCAUAGCCUUCAAGCAUCUUUGCAAGGACUCCUUUGCAGUGCUUUGUGUCUAUUUUCAGACUUUGUCACAAUCUAUGUUUACCCUCUUCUACAGUGGAUGCUUUUUUGAUGGCAUUUCUAUGCUUGCCGAGAUGAUGUUUGCAGAAAGCUUUAUCUUUGGCAUUUUGCUGAUGAGCUUCCUUUUGUUGGCUCCUUUGACCGUUAUGAACAUGCUCGUUGGAGUCCUGGUCCAGGUCUUACAGGUGCUCUCGCAGGUGGAGAAUGAUGCGAUCACAACUGCCUUCCUCCACGAGCAGACCCGAAAGAUUUUCGCGGCCAUGGACCUCAACAAUGAUGGAAAUGUAGACGUGGAGGAAUUUGCCAAACUGGUGAAGCAACCGAACAUGGUGAUCCUUGGGCGGUUGGGCUUGGAUGAGUUUGUGACGCAGAUUCAAGCUUUCCGACGCACAAAUCAGGUCACCAUCAAGGACUUGCUCCAGUUCAGGCUAAUGGUGCGAAAAGACACAGAAGAGGUGCUAAGAGCUCAAAAUAAAACGCUGCAGAAAUCUGUGAGGAGAGCCAAUAAAUUUAACCGGUUGAAAUGA